GUCACGGAGGCUGCGCGUGCAGCUGGCUGCUGAGUGCAUGUCCUGCAGCCAGACUCCACAUUUACCUGGAAACACAAUGGAGUUGUCAUAUCAAGCCAUCAAAACUGCAAACCAGGCAAGAGAAGCAGACGAAUUAAGAACAGAGACCAGAAGAAGGAAUUUGCUUAUAUUAAUUUAUCAUCAUUUAAUGGAGGAAGGGUAUGUGGAUGCUGCUAAUGCACUGGAACAAGAGACCCAUUUUGGGUUGCGUAGGUUUGAAGUGUGCGACAAUGUUGACUUGGAUACAAUUCUCAUGGAGUACGAAAGCUUUUACUUCAUUAAGUUUCAGAAAUAUCCCAAGCUGACAAAGAAACUGCCAGAACAAGGUGAGAAUAGACGUGUUAGAAGCUCCGGUAAAAAGAGGACCCCAAGUGUAACAAAAACACUGCCCAGAAUCACAAGUGUUCAGCGUCCGCAGUCCAGGAAUGGGAUUAAAAAGCAAGAGUCUAAGGCAGCAGGGAAGGAUUGUAUGAAGUCUGGAACUGAGAACGGAGGAUCAUAUCUCCCAGAGAGCAAUGAGUUUGGCCUCAAUGUGUCACCCAUCAUUAGGAAUGGAGUUGGCGACGGGACGCAGAUGAAGAAGGGUCAACUGUUGGACUACAGGGGUCUCAUUCAGGAGGCUAUUAAAGGAACUUUUAAUGAAACAGCAGCAAACAGCUUGUCCUGUAAUCCUGAUCCUUCAGAGCGGCUGCUCAAACCCAUCAGUGCCUUCUGCGGGAUGAACAGCGAGACAAGAGAGCUAGCAGCAGUUAUUAGUCGAGAUAUCUAUUUACACAACCCCAACGUGCACUGGGACGACAUUAUAGGCCUGGAGGCUGCCAAGCGAUUAGUCAAAGAGGCUGUCGUCUACCCCAUUAAGUACCCUCAACUGUUCACAGGAAUUCUCUCACCAUGGAAAGGUUUGCUGCUUUACGGGCCUCCAGGCACAGGAAAGACUCUGCUGGCAAAAGCAGUAGCUACAGAAUGCAACACAACAUUCUUUAACAUCUCUGCAUCCAGCAUCGUAAGCAAAUGGAGAGGAGAUUCUGAGAAGCUGGUUCGGGUUUUGUUUGAGUUGGCGAGAUAUCAUGCCCCAUCCACCAUCUUUCUGGAUGAGCUGGAGUCAGUGAUGGGUCAGAGAGGUGUUGGUCCAGGAGGUGAGCAUGAAGGCAGCAGGAGGAUGAAGACAGAGCUCCUUGUUCAGAUGGAUGGACUGGCACGCUCUAACGACCUGGUGUUUGUUUUGGCUGCCUCAAAUCUACCCUGGGAGCUGGACCAUGCAAUGCUGAGAAGAUUGGAGAAGAGGAUACUCGUGGGUCUGCCUUGUGGUCUAGCCAGAAAGGCAAUGAUCAAUCACUGGCUUCCUCCAAUCAGCAAUACAGGAGGGGUGGAGCUUCGAACUGAGCUAGACUAUGAUGUGCUUGCAGAGGAAACAGACGGUUACUCCGGCUCAGAUAUCAGGCUGGUCUGUAAGGAAGCGGCGAUGAGGCCUGUCAGGAAGAUUUUCGACACCCUGGAAAAUCACAGUGAGGGUCACAGCCAUAUGCCGCUUGUUAAACUAGAAACUGUGACCACAGCAGAUUUCCUGCAGGUCAUCGCUCACACCAAACCAUCAGCCAGGAACCUGACAGACAAAUUCUCUGCCUGGGAGAGAGAGUACGAGUCUGUCUGAGCUUACACUCUGGACUGUGAGCACAAUGCUCGUGUACAUACUGCACCCAAAUCACAUCUUCUCAAACUGAACACAGGUUGCAUACCAUAAAGCAGGACAACAACGUAAUAUAAUACAGAGCCACAUUACGUUCUGAUAAAUGUACAGAAAUUGGAAAUAAAAACUUUAAUGUUUUGUA
Pangasianodon hypophthalmus (striped catfish) is the source of this 1868-nucleotide messenger RNA. RefSeq names its product katanin p60 subunit A-like 2 (gene katnal2). Gene Ontology annotation, molecular function: protein binding; ATP binding; ATP hydrolysis activity. The coding region runs from base 38 to 1690 and encodes 550 amino acids. Lineage: Eukaryota; Metazoa; Chordata; Actinopteri; Siluriformes; Pangasiidae. The record is from RefSeq and is a predicted model, not a curated record. The transcript is spliced from 16 exons.